This is a messenger RNA of Arabidopsis arenosa, 923 nucleotides long. The record is from the annotation of a GenBank genome assembly. NCBI's taxonomy places the organism in Eukaryota, Viridiplantae, Streptophyta, Magnoliopsida, Brassicales, Brassicaceae.
UGUUUUCUCUCUAUCUCUCUCUCUCUCUCUAUGAUUCUUGAUAUGGCUGCUGACGUCAGCUCUCUCGUACGGUUACUAAGCAGUUACAAAGAUGAUCGAGCGGUGGUUAAAGAUUCUGCCGGAGCGAAAUCCACGGCGGCGCUGAUGACUCGUGACCUUCUUGGAAGCGGCAGAGGAGGAGGUGAUCGGUCAUUAGAGCUUGACCUCGAUCUUCAAGUCCCAUCCGGUUACGAAAAACGUCUCGACUUGAAGUCAGGGAAAGUGUAUUUGCAACGAUGUAAUUCAACGAGCUCAUCGUCAAUAACAAACGCAGCAGACCAAUCCAAUCAAACAGUACCAACGUUUCAGGAUUUGAAUUUUCCUCCGAGUUCUAGUAAUUCUCCUUUGUUGAACCUCUUCGACGACACGACAACCCCGGAACUGAAGCUACUUCCGUCAUCUCGUUGUUCUCGUCCGAACACUAGUAAUUUCCAGAGUGUUUGCACACUCGACAAGGUGAAGUCAGCUCUUGAGAGAGCGGAGAGAGAUCCGGCUAUGUUCAAGAAACGUCAAUCGCCGGAUGAUACGGUUUUUGAUCAUUAUCGGACGGAGGUUGUUGGCUCACCGGUGGCGGCUGGAUGUCCUGGAUGUUUAUCGUAUGUUUUGGUGAUGAUGAACAACCCGAAAUGUCCGAGGUGUGAUACCAUUGUUCCUUUGCCUACAAAUUCUAUGAAGAAGAAGCCUAAGAUUGAUCUCAACAUAUCGAUCUGAAUCCUUUGGGGUUUUAUUGGAACAUUUUUCAUUUUUGGGGGUCUCGGUGUUGUAAAUGAUAGAUAACAAUUCUGGGGGUUUAUUUUGUAAAAUUGAUGGAGAAAGAAGACUAAUGGUAUUUUUGUUAAUGCUUUAGUUCAUUUGUAUUACGAUAAUUAAUGUUACAAUUUAAU